This is a messenger RNA of Solea solea (common sole), 2442 nucleotides long. It is a transcript of the gene aacs, whose product is annotated as acetoacetyl-CoA synthetase. Gene Ontology annotation, biological process: lipid metabolic process; positive regulation of insulin secretion. The record is from RefSeq and is a predicted model, not a curated record. Gene Ontology annotation, cellular component: cytosol. The transcript has 18 exons. NCBI's taxonomy places the organism in Eukaryota, Metazoa, Chordata, Actinopteri, Pleuronectiformes, Soleidae. Gene Ontology annotation, molecular function: acetoacetate-CoA ligase activity. Bases 174 to 2204 code for a protein of 676 amino acids.
UUGGUGACAGUGAGGUUCAAUAAGCUAGCUGCUGUAAACCGUGAGUUCGUCGGCCAUUUAACAAGCCAAAUAGCCCAGGCCGUGAGCUCAUUGAACACUAACCCCCCCCCCCACAAGCAGCUCGUCACAUACCGGUGUUCAGUUCAGCAGCCAACGAGAAGACACCCGCAAACAUGUCCAAAGAGAUGGAAGGGAAGAGCGAGAAAAUCAUGGAUAUGGAGAGCAAGGUGCUGUGGUACCCGGACUCCAAGAGGAACACACAGAUGGACAAGUUUAGGAUACAGGUCAACGGAAACUACGGUCUUAAUCUGGCAAACUACACUGACUUGUACCAGUGGUCGGUGGACAACUAUCCAGAGUUCUGGGCAGAGGUUUCUCGUUUCUGUGGUGUGGUCUGUUCCAAACCAUAUGAGGAGGUGGUGGAUGCAUCCAAGCGGAUCUCAGAUGUUCCAGAGUGGUUUAAAGGGGCUCGCCUCAACUAUGCAGAGAACCUGCUCAAACAUGCAGACCAUGAUAAAGUGGCUCUUUAUGCUGCGCGUGAGUUAAAUGAUGAGAUUGUGAAGGUGACGUUUGGUGAGCUCAGGCGGGAUGUGGCGUUGUUCGCUGCAGCCAUGAGGAAGAUGGGUAUCCAGACUGGAGACAGGGUUGUAGGCUACCUACCCAAUGGUAUUCAUGCAGUGGAGGCCAUGUUAGCUGCAGCCAGCAUCGGAGCCAUUUGGAGCUCCACGUCUGUGGACUUCGGAGUCAAUGGUGUCCUUGACAGAUUUUCUCAAAUCCAGCCAAAACUCAUCUUCUCUGUCGCCGCCGUGGUGUACAAUGGCAAAACACAUGACCACAUGGAAAAGCUUAUCAGUGUUGUCAAAGGUCUGCCCGACUUGCAGAAAGUUGUUGUUAUUCCCUACGCUCGCUCCAAACACGGGACAGACCUCUCCAAGAUCCCUAACAGUGCAUUUCUAGAUGAUUUUUUGGCGUCCGGGUUUGGAGACAGUGAGCAGUUUCCUCAGCUGGAGUUUGAGCAGCUUCCAUUUAGUCAUCCUCUAUUCAUCAUGUACUCGUCUGGAACCACAGGAGCUCCAAAAUGUAUGGUCCAUUCUGCUGGGGGGACACUCAUCCAGCACUUGAAGGAACACAUUCUCCAUGGCAACAUGACCAGCAGUGAUGUCAUCAUUUACUACACAACGACAGGUUGGAUGAUGUGGAACUGGCUGGUGUCUGCUCUGGCAGUGGGAGCCUCAGUGGUUUUAUAUGAUGGUUCACCACUAAUGCCCACACCUGAUGUGCUGUGGGACCUGACAGACCAGCUGGGCAUCACUAUCUUUGGUACUGGGGCCAAGUGGCUGUCUGUGCUGCAGGAAAGGAACCUGAAACCCUCGGAAACACACAACCUGCAGUCUCUCCACACCAUCCUGUCGACCGGCUCUCCUCUCAAACCUCAGAGCUACGAUUAUGUCUACCGCUGCAUCAAGAGCAACGUGCUGCUGGGCUCCAUCUCAGGUGGCACUGACAUAGUGUCAUGUUUUAUGGGGCAGAACCCCACAGUUCCAGUGUAUCGGGGCGAGAUCCAAACAAGAAACCUCGGCAUGGCUGUGGAAGCCUGGGGCCUCGAUGGUAAGCCUGUGUGGGGAGAGAGCGGGGAGCUCGUCUGCUUGAAGCCGAUCCCCUGUCAGCCAACACACUUCUGGAAUGACGAGAACGGCAGCAAAUACCACAAAGCAUACUUUUCUUCAUAUCCUGGUGUAUGGGCUCAUGGAGACUACUGUAAAAUCAACCCCAAGACUGGAGGCAUUGUCAUGCUGGGCAGAAGUGAUGGCACAUUGAACCCAAAUGGAGUCCGAUUUGGCAGCUCAGAGAUCUACAACAUUGUCGAGGCUUUCGAGGAAGUGUCGGAUAGUCUUUGUGUUCCUCAGUACAGUGCGGAUGGAGAGGAGCGAGUUAUAUUGUUCUUGAAGAUGGUGCCCGGUAAGCCCUUCUAUCCCGAGCUGGUGGCAAAAAUUAAAGGAGCCAUUAGAAAAGCUCUGUCUGCCCGACACGUGCCUGCACUGCUGCUGGAGACCAAAGACAUUCCUUACACCAUCAGUGGUAAGAAGGUGGAGGUGGCAGUGAAGCAGGUGAUUGCUGGACGAGAGGUGGCACAAAGAGGAGCUUUCUCCAAUCCUGAUUCACUGGACCUUUACAAGAACAUUCCCGAACUGCAAAACUUUUAGAGACGAGGCUUCACAGGGGUGGAGAGAAACGGUUUUAAUUGAUCUUCAUUCGCAUUUAUAGGAACAGGGAGACGUGCAGAUCAGAGUAUGAGGAUAGUUCACACAAGGUACAGGGCAUAAAAGGAAAAAAAACAACUAAGUCAAAAAUGUUUAUAAGAGUAAUAUGCCUGUGGUGUCAGGCAGACAAGAAACACUAAGAUGUUACAUUACAUCUCCUUAAGCUAGCUUCCAAUCAAAU